AUGGUCGAGGAACCCGUGAUUUUCGACGCGGCAGGCAAGACUCGAGAGUCAGCAUUCGACACUGAGUCCUUUGAGAGUCACUACAAGCCAAUCGAAAGCUACGAAGGAUAUCACAGAUGGGAUCCCAAGUUUCAAUGGGAAGCCAAGGAGGAAAAGAAGCUUGUCAGAAAGAUCGACUUGCGAAUCUGCUCAUGGGUCUGCUUCAUGUUUUUUUCUCUGCAAUUGGACAGAGGGAAUAUUUCACAAGCUCUUUCAGAUAAUAUGCUUACGGACAUUGGCAUUUCUACCAACGACUACAACACUGGUCAAACCAUCUUCUACCUUUGCUUUCUGUUUGCAGAGCUGCCCAGUCAGAUGCUUGGAAAGAAGUUCGGCCCUGACAACUGGGUCCCCAUUCAGAUGGUCUUGUGGUCCCUCGUCGCUGCUUGCCAGGCAUUCAUCCAGGGUCGAAGCGGCUUUUGGGCCUGCAGAGCCUUGUUGGGACUCAUCGAGGGUGGCUUCAUUCCUGACAACAUUCUAUACCUGAGUUACUGGUACACGUCACGAGAACUUCCCAUCCGACUUUGCUACUUCUGGUUCUCGUAUCAGUUCACGAGUAUCGUGUCGGCUUUCCUUGCUUUCGGCUUUCUGCACAUGCGUGGUAUCAACGAUAUCGCUGGUUGGCGUUGGCUUUUCGCUUUGGAAGGCUGCCUUACAGGCAUCAUCGGCGUGAUCUCCUGGUUCUACAUUCCACCCUCGCCCACACAGACCGCCUCCAAGUUCCGCGGCAAAGAUGGCUGGUUCAACGAAAGAGAAGAAAAGAUCAUGGUCAACAGAGUCUUGAGAGAUGAUCCCAGCAAAGGAGAUAUGCACAACAGACAAGCCCUCUCUCUCGGCAUGUUCUGGAAGUGUCUCAAGGACUACCACAUGUGGCCCAUCUACCUCUUGGGAUUCACUUGGAUGGUACCAGCAACUCCCAUGAGCGCAUACCUUACGCUAAACCUCAAGAGUGCUGGCUUCACAACCUUCCAGACCAACCUUCUCUGCAUUCCCGCUUAUUGCUUUUUCAUCAUCAACUUGCUUUGGCUGUCGUAUCUCUCUGAGAAAGUCAACGAUCGCUUCCUCAUCGGCACUAUCUCUCAAUGGUUCGUUUUGCCGUGUCUGAUUGCGUUAGAAGUUUUGCCCCAGUCACGCAGUCAUUGGGCUACUUGGAUCCUGAGUUGUCUGGUUUACGCCCAGCCAUACAUCCAUCCCGUUAUCGUCGCAGUCACGUCCAGAAAUGGCGGAAGCGUGCGGACUCGAGCUGUGGCAACCGCACUCUAUAAUAUGACCGUACAGGCGAGUAACAUUUAUUCGAGCAACAUCUACCGCACAGACGACAAACCCUUUUACUUUACCGGCAACAAGAUUCUUAUCGGCCUUGUCUGUUGGAACAUCUGUGCCUUUAUUUUUUGCAAGGUCUUCUAUGUCAUGGUCAAUAGACGUCGCGAUGAGAAGUGGAAUGCCAUGACCAAGGAGCAGAAAGAACAUUAUCUUGCUACUACGACUGACGAGGGCAACAAACGCUUGGACUUUAGAUUUACGCAUUAA
Aureobasidium namibiae CBS 147.97 is the source of this 1569-nucleotide messenger RNA. RefSeq names its product MFS general substrate transporter. The coding region runs from base 1 to 1569 and encodes 522 amino acids. Gene Ontology annotation, molecular function: sulfate transmembrane transporter activity. NCBI's taxonomy places the organism in Eukaryota, Fungi, Ascomycota, Dothideomycetes, Dothideales, Saccotheciaceae. The transcript has 6 exons. The record is from RefSeq and is a predicted model, not a curated record. Gene Ontology annotation, cellular component: membrane. Gene Ontology annotation, biological process: transmembrane transport.